Eptesicus fuscus (big brown bat) is the source of this 162-nucleotide messenger RNA. Its product is annotated as 40S ribosomal protein S29-like. The transcript has a single exon. Lineage: Eukaryota; Metazoa; Chordata; Mammalia; Chiroptera; Vespertilionidae. Bases 1 to 162 code for a protein of 53 amino acids. Gene Ontology annotation, cellular component: cytosolic small ribosomal subunit. Gene Ontology annotation, molecular function: structural constituent of ribosome; zinc ion binding. The record is from RefSeq and is a predicted model, not a curated record.
AUGGGUCACCAGCAACUCUACUGGAGCCGUCCAAGGAAAUUCGGCCAGGGUUCUCAUUCUUGCCACGUCUGCUCAAACCGCCACAGUCUGAUCUGGGAGUACAGCCUCAACAUGUGCUGCCAGUGUUUCUGUCAGUACACGAGGGACAUAAGGUUUCAUUAA